AUGGGCUACUUGCCCAAAGGGGUGCAGUCCUUUGAGGCGGACUCGCUCACAGGCGGCGGCAGCAGCGGCAGCCGCGGCAGCAGCGGCAACGUCGGCAGCGGCGACAGCAGCGGCAGCGGCGGCAGCCACGGCAGCAGCGGCAGCGGCGGUGUAGGCGGCAGCGGCGGCAGGAGCGGCAUCAGGUGCAGCGGCAGGAGCAGCGGCAAAUGCAGCGGCAGCAGCAGCGGCAGCAACGGCAGCAGCGGCGGUGGCAAGAGCAGCAGUAGCAGCAGCAGCUCGUUCAACAUCCCCACUGGCUGCACAUCUGGCAGCCUGGGUGUGUCGUACGACAAGCUGUUCCGCAUGACCUUCAACUCCCCUCAGGUGCCUAUCCUGGCUGUGAUCAGCAAGGACCCCGUGGGGUCCAUGGUCAGCUACUUUGGCACAGGUUCCACACAGGGCCGCGUCAAGCACCGCCUGGCAACCAAGGCCGAGUUUUGCUACUCGCCCACGCUGAGUGAGAUCGGGGUGACCAAGAGCGCCAUCUACUCCACUGGCAUGCAGCCUGGCACCACCAGCUGGACCUUCUCCAAGAGCGUCGACCUGGCGCCGCCAUACAGUGGCGGCCGCGCGGUGAUGUUCAACGGCGACAGCGUGGACGCUACCUGGACGCUGGCCGCGCAGAAGAGUGGCACCGACGUCAACUACCAGGGCGUGGUCAGCGGCACCAUCUCCAUCAACAACCCCACCCCAGCACUCAUCACCGUCACAUCCAUAGUGGACCAGGUCUCUGGCGGCCCGGCGGCCACAGUGGCCUGCCCCGUUGGCACGCCCUUCACGGUACCUGCCUGCAGCUUUGCCACCUGCCAAUACACCGCCUACUACCCCACCCAGCCGCCACCUGGCACCUACACGAGUGCGGCCCAGGUGGCAUUCAAUGUGCUCGGGUCUCAGGGCUACCCCACUACUUCCCAGGGGUCUGCUGUGUUCAACGUCGGCAGCGUGGGCUCGAUGUCCGCCCUGGCAACCAGCGCGGGCACGGUGCCAGCCGGCAGCGCCAUGGUCACCGACAGCAUGAGCCCCCAAAAGAGCUACAUGUUCAGCGGCCCCGGCCAGCAGUCAUUCCAGACCACCCUCACCUGCUCAAGCGCGUCGCCCAGCGGCGCAGUCACCAACACGGCCACGCUCACUGCUGCCAAUGGACAGCAAAUCUCCCAGAGUGCAACUGUGCAGAAGCAGUGCUACGACCUGCAGGUGUCUGUCGCUACCAAGGCCUCGCCCUACGUCGGCCGCUGGGGCUGGGAGGUUCGCAAGAGUGCAGCGCCCACGGCGCUCACGCUCAGGCCCGACCAAUCAUCCUCUGACCAGCCGUCCCUCUUUGGCCGCGACUAUGCGGCCACCACCACGGGCGACGUCGUCUACAGCGUCACCUACACGCGCAACCCGCCCGCCGGCUUUGCUGCGGGCGUGCCUGCGUUUGAGGCGGCCGGCGAGGUGUAUGUGAACAACCCGGCUCCCAUCAACGCGCGCAUCCAGGGCGUCUACGUCAGCAUCUCCAACAGCCGCGCGGGCCAGCCCUAUGUGGCCGAGGCAACGUGCCCUGUGCUCACCAUCCCCGCCGGCCAACGCAUCACGUGCACCUGGCGCGCGACGCCCACCUUCAACCCCAUUGGCCAGCAGGUUCGCGGCACCGCGCGUUACCUCAACACCCGCAACGGCGAGGCGCGCGGCAGCACCACGGACUUCAGCAGCGCGCCUGCAACCAUUGGUGGAGGCACAGCCUCUGGGGACGACGCCGGCCAGAGGCGCCGGCGCCUGCAGCAAACAUGGGGCGGUGUGGCCAAGCAGACAACCAUCGGGCUCAUCCCUGAGAUGCAGCCCGCCGUGGCCUCCACCAUCUACGCCAUCGACGGCCGCCCCAUCGUGGUGCCCAGCAGCGUCGCCAACGGCACUGGCGUCAUCGUCAGCGGCGGCGCCAUAGCCGGCGCCGGCAGCGUUGCGGCCGCCGAGGCGCUUGCCAUGGCGCAGGGUGUGCCCGUGAUCCUGCCAUCAACCCCGAGCAACGCCAACCACGGCAUCUUUGUCCAGGAGGCCGGCCCCGCGGGCAUCGGCGGCGCUGCGACGUCCGCCGCGGCUGACGUGCUGUCUGGCCUGCAGGACGAGUGUGUUGACGUGGCGGAUGCCUUCAUCAGCGGGGACGCCAUGGUGACAGGGCGCCUGGUCAGCGGAUCGCAGCCCAGCGGCCGUGUCUGCUCCACCACCACGUUCACCUACACGAUGCGCUACGGGCCCUACGCCGACUGCGUCCCGCGCAAGGCCAUCAACGCCGCCACGUUCCAGACCACUGACACCAAGGCGCGUGGCAGCAGCCAGUCUGACGUGGCGGUCAAGGUUGAGGGCUGUGCCAACCCCAGCGUGCUGAAGGUGCUGCCCGUCAACGUGACCACCAGCGCCAAGGGCGGCUACACCUGGAGCGUCACCAAGCGCGCAGACCGCGAGGAGCUGGCGCUGGGGCAGGACGCCACUGCCACCGUCACGUACACAGUCGAGUACAAGCGCAUCGGCGCCAAGUCAGGCUCUGGGCUGGCUGCUGAGGCAAGCGUGUCCAACCCCACGCCUUACCCUAUCCCCAUUGAGGCGGCAAGCUACACCGCCACCACGAUGUGCGAUGGGCAGGCCAAGACCACCAGCGGGCCCGUCUCAUGUGACGGUGGCGCUGUGCCGCCAAAGGGCAAGCUCUCCUGCAAGAUUGCUGCUGCUGUUCCAUGCGCCAGCUACGGCGCGUACACCAUCGUCCUGACCGCUGGCGGCGGCUACACAGUCACCUCACCGCCAACCUCAUUCACCUUCAACACCGAAAUGCUGGCCGCCGCCAACAUUCAAAGCGAAUGCGCUGAGGUGAAGGACGUUUUCACCACCGGCCCCAACCGCGUUGCUGGAGCGGUGGUCGACGGCAAGCGACCCAACGGCCGGCUCUGUGGCAGCAAGACAUUCACAUACAGCAUCAAGUUUGGGCCCUACAGCAAGUGCGGUGCCUUCAAGAAAACAAUCCACUUCAUCUCCUGA
Messenger RNA from Monoraphidium neglectum, 3045 nucleotides. RefSeq lists its product as hypothetical. Bases 1 to 3045 code for a protein of 1014 amino acids. The record is from RefSeq and is a predicted model, not a curated record. The transcript has 5 exons. NCBI's taxonomy places the organism in Eukaryota, Viridiplantae, Chlorophyta, Chlorophyceae, Sphaeropleales, Selenastraceae.